Messenger RNA from Lachnellula hyalina, 891 nucleotides. RefSeq lists its product as uncharacterized. Lineage: Eukaryota; Fungi; Ascomycota; Leotiomycetes; Helotiales; Lachnaceae. The coding region runs from base 1 to 891 and encodes 296 amino acids. The record is from RefSeq and is a predicted model, not a curated record. The transcript has a single exon.
AUGUUGUCACGGCCUCCACUCCGGAUGCUGUCCAUCCUCGCGCUCCUUCUCGCCCUCACACAAGCCGCCUGGCUAGACUCUGUGAACAUCUUCGGGCGGGAAGAUGCAAAGAAGGCAGUCUCUGCAACGGCUACCUCGUCGGCGGAGAGCACAUCGGCCCAAGUCUCUACAUCAGCCACAUCCGCGGCAGCGUCCACCACAGCAGAAAUCAGCACCUCUGCAUCUGCCACUCCUUUGACAACGUCUAAAGCAGACUCAACCUCAACACCAGUCCAAAGCCCGACAUCGAGCGCCGCUCUUUCGACCUCCGAGACUCCUACCACAGCGGCUGUAUCCACUAGCUCGGACGCUGCGCAAACAACAUCGGCCUCCGACGCCGCGUCGUCUUCGUCGUCCGAGGAUGUCAAGACCACCUCAACCGAGGAUUCCAGCAAAACUACCCAGACCCCGGAGGUUGUUACAACCACGAGCCAGUCUGUCAAUGUUGUCACAGCCGUUUCGACCGUCAGCGGUUCCCAAAUCACCUUCACAUCAUCUUCUACUGCUGAUGUUGUAAUGACUGCUACCAAUACCGCGGCUCUCGCCAGCCAGACUAGCAGCAGCUCCUCUAGCGGCAUGUCACAUAAAACCAAAAUAACAGUUAUUGGUGUGGUUGUCGGUGUAGGUGGUGCUAUUGUGCUCGGAGGGCUGUUCAUCGUCGCAUGGCGCAUAUGGGGGAGGAAGAAGAGUAGUGAUGAAGGCGACGGAUUGAUGGGAUUCCAAACGGGAAGCGCAGGGCAUGAGAAGACGGGCAGUGUUGGUGGAACCGCGCAGGCCAAUCCUUUCCAGAGCACGCUGGAGAAUUAUCACAACCCGGCGAGGACCAACGUCAACGCAUCGUCCAAUUUUUGA